Messenger RNA from Anguilla anguilla (European eel), 3182 nucleotides. It is a transcript of the gene smug1, whose product is annotated as single-strand-selective monofunctional uracil-DNA glycosylase 1. The transcript is spliced from 4 exons. The record is from RefSeq and is a predicted model, not a curated record. Lineage: Eukaryota; Metazoa; Chordata; Actinopteri; Anguilliformes; Anguillidae. The coding region runs from base 1 to 996 and encodes 331 amino acids. Gene Ontology annotation, molecular function: single-strand selective uracil DNA N-glycosylase activity; oxidized pyrimidine nucleobase lesion DNA N-glycosylase activity. Gene Ontology annotation, biological process: base-excision repair.
AUGCCCUUUGAGGGGGAUGUGGAGGGCUCACAGUGGCUCGUCCGCUCCCAGCCAUCGACCUCCGACCCCAGUCAGGUUCAGCGGCAGGUCAGCAACGGGAGGGGAGGGUGUGUUGCCGGGGACUGCGGAUACAGCUCCUGCUGCCAUGGCAACAGCUCCAGCCUGCGCAGAGCCCUGGAGAUGGAACAGGCGGCGCAGGGUGCGGGCACUGGGGGUCUGGAGGCGGGGGACGGUGUCCAGCCCAACGGGCCGGGUCCGGGCGCGGCCGCCCGGUUCCUGCAGGCGGAGCUGGAGCUGAACGCCGUCCUGCAGCGGCUCUCCUUCGGCGGGGCAGUGCGCUACACCUACAACCCCCUGGAGUACGCCUGGGACGUGCACAGCCGCUUCGUCAACACCUACUGCCACGACGGGCAGAGCGUGCUGUUCCUGGGCAUGAACCCCGGGCCCUUCGGCAUGGUGCAGACCGGGAUCCCCUUCGGCGAUGUGGCGGUCGUCCGCGAUUGGCUGGAGAUCGGCGGGGAGGUGGGGCGUCCGCCCGAGGAGCACCCGAAUCGGCGGGUCCUGGGCCUGGCGUGCGCGCGGCGCGAAGUGAGCGGGACGCGCUUCUGGGGCCUCUUCCGCCGGCUGUGCGGCGAGCCCGCCGCCUUCUUCCGCCACUGCUUCGUGCACAACCUCUGCCCGCUCGCGUUCCUCAACGCCGCCGGCAGGAACCUGACCCCGGCGGAGCUGCCGCUGGCCGAGCGCAGCGCCCUGCUGGGGCUGUGCGACGGGGGGCUGUGCCAGGUGGUGCGGGCGCUGGGCGUGACCACCGUGGUCGGGGUGGGCCGGGUGGCCGAGCAGCGAGCGCGCCGGGCCCUGGCGGCCGCCGAGAUGGCGGUGCGCGUGGAGGGCCUCAUGCACCCCUCCCCCAGGAACCCUCAGGCCAACAGGGGCUGGGAGGCCAUCGCCGAGGCCCGGCUGGCCGAGCUGGGCGUGCUGCAGCUCCUGACGGCGUGACUGCCCUUCCCGCGGGCGCCCCGGCGACCUCGCCCCGGUUUCGACUGACGGGCGUGCCCCGCGGGGCCUCUCGGUGAGAUCUCGCGCAGGUACGGGCGAUGGGUGGAGACGGUGGCGGGGGCAGCUCAUAGACUGCUUGGUCCCCUGCAAGGCCCUGACAAAACAAGGGAAAGACUGACGGAGGCGACACUAGUGCAGGCAGACAGGCAGCACAUGUUCAGUUCACUGGGAGAAUGAGGGGAGUUUAAAGCUGGCAGUAUACUCAGUAAGAAGAAAGGACUUCAGGAUUGAGAACCACCGGCGAACAUGUCCACGAACACUGUUGUCGGUAUACUCAGUGAGAACACCGCACCGUUUAAAGUCACUCCAGGCCGCUGGGGCGUGAAUAAUUACGAGGCAGCUAUUAACCGGGGCUGGAAUCUCAACCAGACCUCCGUCUCGCGGCUACGCCAUGGAUAUAUAAAGAGAAGGGUAACGCGAGAUCACAACACAAAACAAAACGUUUUGGCUUUAGUUUAUCUAGCUAUGCAAAAGAAGAAAAAACGUGAAGAAGAUGGUACGUUCGCCCUCUAAAUCAGAGUAGGACGGAGAAUGGAGAGUUUUGUCUGUACUUUCAGCAAAUGCGAGUUUAAACGAGGGGGUCCACUUUCUCUUAUUUCCAAAUGUGUGCUAGGCGUUCUGAUGACUUGCUGAAACGAGUAGCACCAUUCAUCAAACAUGCGGGAACUCACAGAAUUCGUACAUUAGCAUGUGAAGUAUACUGCCUACUUAAGUACAGACCAAUUCCUCUUUUCAGCCUGGUGCUUCUGACUGCUUUAUGUUCAUGGCCUUUGCCUAAGGACUUUGGGGAUCUCUUGCAUAAGGGGAGGCUGAGCCAGGCUCAGCAUUAAGCUGGAAAUUAAGGUAACACUACAUAUAGUCAUCUCUGACAUGCACUUACAGGUACCAUACAGGUACCAGAUCCAGAGCAGUUUCAGGUACCAUAUUUAGGGCUCAGAUUAGCAAUGACAGUGAAGGGAAAUUCAAAGACUUUUUUGCAUGCUGUUUUUCUUCAAACUGCUCUUUGCACAGCUUUUUUCCUGUUAGUCUACCCCUCCAUUUGAUCACUGGUGUGUUGCUGCUUACCUCAGUUUACCUACCCAUGAAUGUGUACAUUCAAAGGUUCAGUUCUAAUUCAACUCAAACAGAGAUUAUGGAUCCAGUAGGGAUCAAAAGUACUCUUAUCAGGGUAAAAUGUACUCUGUGAGAGUUGAUUUAACACUGUUAGGAGUUAAGCUUUUUACUGUGUAGGCUGGGUCUGGACCACCUGGGUGUACUUGACUUUUCAGAUUGGAUCAGGUAUAAGCUAGCCGAUGGAGACUGGGAGUCCACAGCAGUGCGGAAAGUUGACCUUGUGCUCUCUAGGGUGGGGAAGGUGUCAGGCAGGCAGUUCUCUCUCAGAUUGCUGCUCCAUUAGUUCCUCUCAGUGAUUUUCCAAACCCUCAGGCUAUGGAAGUCAUCCUCGGGGAGACAGCAGCAGUAUCUCCCCUGCUUUCCCGUGCAGUCUGGAAUGGGCACAGACUAGCAGGUGAGCUAGUUUAGGGCAAGCAUUACUUAGCCAAAAGGGUUGAGCCUUGUAGCUUUUCAUUUGGAUGUCCUAAUUAUUGCGAGCCAUUUAGCUUUCUCUGUAGUGAAAUGGACAUUGUGGUUGAAAUACAGCACUUUAUAUGCUGUAAGAUGACUUAAGAUGUAUUAAAUGUUUCAUGAUUGCGUGAUCAUGAUUGCAUCACUUACUUGUGGAUGUUUUCCGAUAAUUGCAUUAAGUUAAAAUAUGAAGCUAGUUUUCAGUAAUUUGAUAGCAUAGAAACUCAUGCUUCAAAUAAUGUAUACAUUACAAGUAAUUUCAGUCCAUAGUAAAAUGCAUAAAAAUUUACCAAAAAUUGGCUAACAUGCGACAUUUGACUAGCCCAUUUUCUAACUUGACACCCAUCUGCUGAUGAACAGGAUAUACAUAUAUAAUGUUGAUAGAUGCAAACGGACAUCUUAAUGCUUACCUGUUUGGCAUUGUAUGGUUCAGGAAUAACUAAGCUAGGCCAUUAGAAAGAAGACUUUUAAACUCCUGUAACUGGCUGUAAGUUCGUGAGUUCGAAAUAGCGAGAUUUUUUUUACUUGUUUAAAGUGCAAGAAUAAAUGAAAGAUGGUUCUUA